AUGUCUCCACCAUGGCCCUUGGCUGUCUGGCUUACAUCCAAAAGCUCGCUCCUUGCGUUCAUGCUAGGCGUCAUCACAAUUGCUUUGGUAACCAGACUACGCUGGAACCAACUGAGCCUCCCUCCCAGUCCAUCGGGUCUUCCUGUACUGGGGCACUUGCAUCUUAUGCCACCAAAGCGACCCUGGAUAUGGUUUGGCCAACUCGCACGGAGCUUGCACUCCCCACUCGUCUAUCUCAACCUGGGUGGCCAGGACACUGUAAUAAUCAACGACUACCACACAGCCGUAGACCUACUCGACAAGAAGUCCUCCGUCUACUCCUCUCGGCCUCGUUUGGUAUUGUCCGGCGACUAUGUUGGUUCGGGUAAAAGGCUGGUCCUUCUACCAUACGGCCCAUUGUGGCGCACUCAUCGGGCAGCUUUCCACCAAGAGAUGAAUCCUCCGAAGAUUGAAUCAUAUGGACUCAUUCAGACCUUCGAAGCAAGAUUGCUCAUGCGUCAACUAUAUCACUCGCCCGACAGUUUUAUAAAACUAUUCCAACAGUUUGCCGGAGGCGUUAUUCUGAAGAUUGCGUACGGUUUGGAGUCAGACCAUGCGGAGACCCACAAAGCGGUGGAUGACGUGACAGAACUCAUGCGAUACCUUACAGAGUUAUCAAAUCCUGGAAACCUCGUCGAUAUAUUUCCUGUACUCGAUCUUCUACCCGACUUCUUGGCCCCAUGGCGCCCCGCUGUCAUCCGUGCACGCACUAUCAAUCAAGAUCUGUACAAAGGGCUGGUGAGAGAUGUCAUAAAUAAAGUAGAAGCAGGACAAAUCAGGGCCGAACAAACAUUUGCCUCUCGACUCUGGUUUAACCGAGAGAAAGCUGGUAUGGAUGAGCUUGAUGUCGCAUAUCUUUCAGGAUCAAUGUUCGAAGCUGGGACGGACACUACGGGCUCCUCUUUGGCAACUUUUGUUUUGGCUUCCAUCACGCACCCCGAUGUAUAUCUGAAAGCACAGGAGGAGGUCGACAGAGUCUGUGGUGAUCAGCCCCCCUCGAUGAGCCACUUCGAGUCUUUAGAGUACAUAAGAGCGAUGGUCAAAGAGACUUUGCGAUGGAGACCCGUAACUCCUGGAGGGUUUCCUCACCUGUCAUCUGCCACCAAGGAUGAUACGUUUCGUGGACACAGGAUUCCCGCUGGCGCUGUUGUUCUUCCCAAUCACUGGGAAAUGUGCUUCAGUUCCGAGACUUACGGUCAAAUUUACAAUCCUCAGCGCUUUGAACCUCGCCGAUGGAUAGAACGCCUUGGAGGGGUCGGAGACCUUACUGAGGGUCAUCCAGCUUUCGGCUUUGGGAGAAGGAUCUGCCCAGGACGACAUCUUGCCGCGAACUCACUCUACAUCGUUCUUGCCCACCUAUGUUACUACUUUGAUAUCAGAGUAAAGGACGGAGUUGAAGUUGACACUCAAGCAUACACUACAGGUAUCAAUAUCAAGCCGGAGCCAUUCGAGUGCGACAUCUCACCUCGAGAAAACCGUGUCGCGGACUUGAAUAGGCAAGCCGAGGCUGCGAGAGAAGGGCUUCGCAGCCUUUGA
This is a messenger RNA of Stereum hirsutum FP-91666 SS1, 1575 nucleotides long. RefSeq names its product cytochrome P450. Gene Ontology annotation, molecular function: iron ion binding; oxidoreductase activity, acting on paired donors, with incorporation or reduction of molecular oxygen; monooxygenase activity. Lineage: Eukaryota; Fungi; Basidiomycota; Agaricomycetes; Russulales; Stereaceae. The transcript has 12 exons. Bases 1 to 1575 code for a protein of 524 amino acids. The record is from RefSeq and is a predicted model, not a curated record.